CCUCGAGCAGCAGCGGCCUGACGUAACAGUUACCUAAGCAACCGAUUAGGCGUCACCAGUCUGGACUCUCGAGUCCAACAGAUACAUGAGUGCGCAUUUUCUUCUCGGGGACUGUCCAGUCGAGAGAGGAAAAACAGCCACCGAGUCGCGCUAUGGGGACUGGUUUAUGAAGGACAAGAAACCAAAUGUCUUUUCCCGUCCGUUCGCGCUGUUUGUGUUCGUGCCGUGGCGGAGCUGGACGUGCUGACCCGAGGAACAUCCCUGCGCGGGUGCUGUUGUUGCUAGCAUUGCCCAGCGGCAGCCAACAUGGCUGAGGAUGACAGUGAGUGGGUCGUAGAGAGCAUCGUUGGCUACCUGGGAAGUCCCGAAUGGGUCAUUCCUGUCACGGAUUUUAUGGAAAACAAAUGCACAGUUUUUGAUGACGAAGAUGAAAAUAAGUUAUCCUACACAGAAAUCCAUCAGCAGUAUAAGAAACUGGUGGAGAAGCUGUUAGAGAAUUACAUGCAGGAGGUUGGCAUCAACGAGCAGCAGUUUCUGGAUGCAUGCACCUCUCCUUUUGCCAAGUCAAAAACUCUGCAGUCGGUGUUCCAGCCAGUGCUGGCUACGGAUGACUUCCAGAUUUUUCGCUCACUGAUGGUCCAGAAGAACAUGGAGCUGCAGCUUCAAGCCCUCAGGGUCAUUAAAGAAAGAAAUGGGGCCCUCCCAGAGUGUCUGACUGAUGGUGUGGAUGUGAUGACAGAGUUGCAGCAGCAAGAAAUGAAAAUCCUGCAGGAGGUUCUCAAAAAAUCAAAAGAGGAGUAUGAUGAGGAAAUGUCCAGGAGGCUGCUUUUAGAGGAAGAGGCCGGUUCCACCUCCAGGGGCUGCUCUGAUAAGCCAAUGGCAGAGAGCGGUGAAGCCCAGAAUAACACCUCCGCUCCCAGCCAGCAAAGCAACACUGCCAAGGCCAAAGCUGAGGAGAGAGGUGACUGCAGCAGCAGCGGCAGUAAUGGUCACCUCACCCGACUAGUGAACGGAAACACUGCCACUGAAUUUAAUCUGGUCAACGGCAACCCUGUCAGAAAAGAGGAGAGGAAGACGGCUGCCCCAGGAGGAGGAGAUGAGAAAAGUACAGCUAAGAAAAGGUCCUCGUCUAAACUCAUACCAGAUUGUGACAGUAACAGUGUGGAGUCCAGAGUCCUUCCAGCAGUGAGAGCUCCAGUAAAGUCCAGUGAGCUCUCCGUCAGCAACAGUCGUCAUACAGUGGAGCAGAGCAGCAGCAGCCAGACUGCAGCCGAGAUGUGGCUGGAGGAGGCACACAGGGAGGCUGGCUUCUCUAAGCCAUAUACUGAGUUGUCAGUGUCACAGCAGGAGCAGCUCCAGCAGAGGGCGACGUAUCUGCGUCAGCAGCGAGACAAGCUGCACGCGCUGAAGAGAGAACAGCAGAAAACCAAGCAGACAACCACGCCAGAGGAAGCACCCACCAGCCCCACACCAUUACCUACCACUACCCCGGAGGCAGUGGGGCAGUCCCACAGGAAUGGGGCCUGCUCCCCUCCUCUUCCUCCUCCAGCACAACACUCUGCUAACUCCUCCAAACACAAGGAGAUAUCUGCAGAGGAGCGGAAGAAGCUACAGAAAAGAAAACAUCUGGCUGAUAAGCUGAAAGAGGAGGUGAUCAAGAAAUAACUCCCCCUCCAACUGCACUAUUCUCAUCUAUAUCCUAUCUCUUUACUCCGGUAAUCAAGCACAUGGCUUCCUUUACACUGCCCCCUUCAGACAGAUCAUUCACUUUACAUAACACAUUUCAGGGUUUUUCCCAAAGAAACAUAAAAAGUAUAAGCUCUUCCUUCUUCUAAGUUCUUCGCUUGGCUGUCUUCAGAGGAAAAAGGUGCACUUUCUUUUAUAUUUUGGAUGUGCCAGUAAUGUGGCAGUCUCCUCACAUAACAGACCACGCAAGCACUCUAGGAUCUGUUAGAUACGCAAAACCAGGAGUUAAAAGUGGUCUUGGACGAUCUGGAACGGCGUUCAUUACUUGAAUGACACUGGAGUGUCCAAACUGUAAGUGCAAAAUUUAUGGACUACAUAAUGUCCUCAACAGUUCCCACACUGGAAUGAGAGAUGUGUUCAUGGUAUGUACACUACUUGCUAAAAAUCUCUAUAGCUGCAACAGUUAGUUGAUUAAUCCAUCAGUUGAUCGGAAGUCAAUCGGCAACUAUUUUAAUAAUCAUUUUAGUUAUUCCCUCAAGCACAAAUGCCAGACACUCUCUGGUUCCAGCUUCUCAAAUGUGUGGAUUUGAAUCUUUUCUUUAUCAUACAUUGUGAUAAACAAAAUAUCUUUCCGAUUUUAGACUGCUGGUCGAACAAAACGAGCUAGAUCACCUUAGGCUGUGGGGAAAUUACAAUGGGCAUUUUUCAGGCAUUUCUGACUUCUUCAGAAAAACAACAAUUCAUCGAUAAUGGAAAUAAACAUUAGUUGCAGGCAUAAAAAUCUCAUAAUGCAAUGCUUCACCCUCAGAAGAUGUGAAAAUUACUUUGCAGCACUACACUUGUCCGUAAUGACACAAAAUCAUCAUUCGUAAGUUACCGAAGUCUCAUUUUACUACAGGAUAAAGUAACGACUAGGGAACGGUGACUGAAGGAGUGAUUUUGGACACAGCCCUGAGCUCGUUUGUAGACAGCAGUAAUAAAUGGGCCAUGCGGUGAAAGACGGUCUCAACCUUGGCCACAACUGGUCUGGAGUUGUGACAGUGAGUUACGCAUUAAGGCGGGGAAAGACCUGAUGGGGAGUCUUGUGUUGAGGUGAAUGUAAGCUAGCUCAUAUAGGUGAAAACACUGUAGCAGUUCAUCCUAGCCAAAGAGCAUUGUGGACGUUGUCACGAUGAGCACACUGUACUGUGUUGUUAAAGGGGCCAAGAGAACAGUGUCGCUUUCUACAAGGAGUGCUGUAUUUAUCUUCAAACCAAUCUGCAGUCUUCACUUUAAGCAAUCAUGAUGCACCAGUUUCUAUGUAAUAUUGU
Molecule: messenger RNA, 2996 nt
Organism: Xiphias gladius (swordfish)
Lineage: Eukaryota; Metazoa; Chordata; Actinopteri; Istiophoriformes; Xiphiidae
Gene: cfap36
Product: cilia and flagella associated protein 36
Exons: 12
Coding region: 307-1665 (452 amino acids)
Cellular component (GO): ciliary base; axoneme
Source: RefSeq, a predicted model, not a curated record